AUGGCUCACAAUAAACGAACACAUUAUGGUUUUUGUAAAGUAACUGGUACAACACUUUGUGUCGAAAAUCAUCUAAUAGAAAUUGCAAAAAGUGCUAAUACUAUCGUUCCUACACUUGUCGAAGUUGAAAAAGAUAUUAUACAUGCUGAGAAACACAAUGGUAAAUUCAAUGAAUACAUUGAAUAUGCAAUGAAACAAAUUGCUACUCGUCUACCUACGCAUCAUUAUUCAAACCGAUUCUUUAAUCAGAAUAAUAUUGAUCAAACUGAGUUAAUCCAUUUAUUUAAAGAAAAUCAUAAUGCCAUGAUGUUCUAUUAUAAUUCAAUCAAUGAUAUUCUCGAGUCCAAUUCAUUAUUUCGACAUGAGAUUACUCGUUUAUUGAGAAUGAUUCGUCCAAUUUUGAAAGAUGAUGUCAUCUGCAAUUAUCAACUUGUUUUACGUAUUUAUUCAAACAAUCAAGUAUUGUUCUCUCUAAACAGUCAAGAUCCAUUUAAAGAAAUCUCAUUGUCAACAGCACAAUCGACCAUUGAUAAUGUUUAUUCAUUGAUCAUUUUGCGGGAAUUGAAACAUUGGAUGAAUCGAACCGAAAACCUACUCAAAACUCUAAAAUGGAAACUCUUUUAA
Molecule: messenger RNA, 624 nt
Organism: Rotaria sordida
Lineage: Eukaryota; Metazoa; Rotifera; Eurotatoria; Philodinida; Philodinidae
Source: the annotation of a GenBank genome assembly